Molecule: messenger RNA, 2021 nt
Organism: Ectocarpus siliculosus
Lineage: Eukaryota; Phaeophyceae; Ectocarpales; Ectocarpaceae
Source: the annotation of a GenBank genome assembly
AUGUGCGGUGUCCUUGUCUUGGCAGCAACUUCUCGGGCGCUCGUAACGUCACUGCAGGCCUCCUCGCACCCGCGCAGCUGGUCGUCAUCUGUCCGCACCCAUGGUGGUGGAAGAAAUAGCGCGAAAGGCAUCUCCUGCCUGAGGACCAGCGCUUUCGGCGGCAGCGAGUUGCCAGCGACGGUGAUGCAGGGGGGGGCGGCGGGAAGGCAGCAGCAGCGGGGCCGCCACUCCGACAGCGGAGUCGGGGGAUUGGAAGCGGCAGUUUCGGACGUUUUCCCAAGGUUCAAAAGGCGAAGGAAGGCCGCCGCCGAAGAGAAAACGCCUCCGUUGUAUCGCAGCGUCAAGACGACGAUGAGACCUCUGAGAUUGCCGGCUUGGCCGGUCCAAAACGGGUUGAUCUACACGGCGCUGGACUUUUUGCGCCUCCGGAAGCUGGCGCUACACCUGGAGGACCUGUGGGGCGGCCGCGUGGGUGUCCUCCAGCCGCCGAACCAAGUGGAGUCCGACCCGUUCAUCAUGCUCGUGCACCACCGACACACGUUCUGGCCCCUGGACCCGUUCCGACCGAUCUCGAAUAUGUUCGUGCCGGAGGGAUUCCCGGCCCACCCGCACCGAGGCUUUCAGACCGUCACGUACGUCAUGAGGGGCGGUAUGGUGCACCGGGACUCGAUGGGGCUGAAGCAGCGCUACGGCGCGAACGCGGUGCAGUGGAUGAGCGCCGGAAGGGGUAUCCUUCAUGAGGAGAUGUGGGACAUCAAGGACAAGUGGGAGAAGGCCGACAUGGAGCUAUACCAGAUCUGGGUGAACCUCCCGAGCUCCCUCAAGAUGACGAGGCCGCGUAUUCAGCUGGCGGGAGAGGGAACGGGGUCUCCCCUCCCGGUGGCGAAGCCUUCCAAGGGAACCGAGGUCAUCGUCGUGGCUGGAGAGUUAUGCAAUGAGACGUCUCCCGUGGAGACCAUGCAGCCCCUGUCGAUGCUGCACGUGAAGAUGGAGGUCGGGGCCGAGCCGUGGGCGCACCACGUGCCCUGGGGCCACCACUGCCUCAUCUACGUGCGGCGCGGGGACCUGACUAUCGUCCCCACCGAGGAGGGCUACUACGAGGGAGACGAGGACCGAGAACCGCAGCUUGUUUCUACCGCUACCGCCGUCUCAUUGGAGGACGACGGCGACUACGCGAGGUUCGAGAACAGGGGGAAAGAAGAUCUCGACUUCAUGCUCAUCGAGGCCGAGCCGACGCGGGAGAGCAUCGCAACGCGGGGCUCGAUGGUGAUGAACACGGAGAAGGAGUGCGACAAGGCUUACAGAGACUUCAGCGAAGGGUUCUUCGGGGUACCGUGGGACAACCGCCUCAACGACGACGAAUGGAGAGAGUUGGAACAAGCCCCCGGCCGGGGGGGGGGGGGGGGUACCCGUGCCCGUGUGUGCCCAGCGUGAUUUUCUCGAGGGCUUCGUUUCCUUUUACAAACCCGGGGGGUUGCAUGUGACUUCAUUUUUUCGCCGUUGGGGCAGGCUUUGUGAAGUUUUGGGGGGGGGGGGGGCGUGAGUGAGACGAGCUGUUGUUGGGUGUGUCGAAGGGAAGCCUGGUUUCUCGAGUGUUCAUGCAAGGGCAUCAUACGGCAACACGGUCGCCUGGGCAUGUGUGCGGCGUGGUUUUACCUCUGUGGGCGGGUACUAUUAUGGUGUUGCACUUUCACAAAUCACGAAUGAAUCAAGUCUUGCCAAAGUGUGGGACGCGCGUGCGUGUAGCAUGGUUUUGACGCGCCAAGUGAGGGCACACGUGUACUGUCUAUUAGAGCUAGCUGCCACGCAGAGAGAAGGAAAGAUGCAACUUGGGGUGCCUGCGUUUUGUGGCAUGUACGGGUGCAGAAGGUAAGAUAGGCAAUCGGGACGUAGAUAUAGGUGGCCAGCUUUCAGUUUUGCUCGGUUCAUUGUGAGUUUCGCGUGGGCGUGCGCACCACUGCUACUUUCUUUGUGUGUGUCUACAUACCUACGUAGUUGUGCACACAGCGGUGAUGCAGCAU